Molecule: messenger RNA, 31724 nt
Organism: Pelobates cultripes (western spadefoot toad)
Lineage: Eukaryota; Metazoa; Chordata; Amphibia; Anura; Pelobatidae
Source: the annotation of a GenBank genome assembly
GGAACUCAUUCCGUGAAAGAUAAAUCCCAAUCCAGGGGAAUACACAAUACACAAAGAACAAGCGUUAGAAGAAACAUCUCAGAUUAAAACUUUGCAAGCUAAUGCAAACAGCAAACGCUUUUCCAUGUCUGCAAAUUCCCAGGUGAGUAACGCAGGUCAUCUCACAAUAUAGUGAGAGAAAGGAGGUUUAGGAAUAGGUGGUGGAGUACAGGUAGGAGACGGGGCAAGAUCAAGGUUUAAUGACCAUAUCUUAUUCACCGAAAGGAGGGGGAUGUCUCUGCUGAAACCAAGUAAAAAGGCGUCUUGUUUUUAGAACAUGGAUAACGUCUGGGGCCAUGCGGAGAUAAAUGAAAGUCAUCCAAUAGAACAAGCAGGAUCAUCAGAGAACCCCAGGAUGUUCCACGUGGAACCCAUGGAGUCCAAAGAAUACCCCAAAUGCAGCAUUAACGUUCAAGGGAUCUCCUACACUGUCAGGUAUGACGUUGCAAAUUAAAAAUAAACAGCAUAGAUAAUAUUAUUAUUAUUAAGUUAUACAUAUAGCGCCAUCAAAUUCCGCAGAGCUUUAUAAACAACAGCAGGAAGCAAAACUACCAUAAAACUUGAUUCUUGUGCCUAUUAGCCUUAAUUAAACAAUAAAAACAAAAAUCACUUUGCAAGAUAUAGACCAGAUCGGGUUACACACUAAAGUAACAAUUGUUGGGAAUUUGAAAGUAAGUUCAAAAUGAUUUUCAAAUUUAAGGCCACAGUAACUUAACCGCUUGGCCGUUUUAAUAUCAUUUUAAAUUCCUGAUAAAUCUCACUUUGAUGAAUAAACCCUGAAAGUGUUUUAUACACAACACUGAAUACAUGCAUGCACAUAUCUAAAUGUAAUUGUAUACAAUUUUAUUAUUUCAUGUAAUAUUCAUGUAUUAUUGCAAAUGAAAUAUAAAUACCUGCAAUAUGUUCAAAAUAUAUUAUUGGUAUUCAUAGUUCUAAUCUAUUCCAUUACAAAAUAAUCUGUUGAAAUGAAUAGUACAUUUUAGGUUAGCACCCCUACUACUUAACUUUGCCAAUUAAUCCCUUCCCCAAAUUAUAUUCUAACUUUUCAAUGUCGCUUAAACUAUCACUGUCCACUUAAUACAUUUCCAUUUCCAUAACACCUGAUGCAUUGCUCUAACAAUGAAUGAAUAGAUUAUUGACAUUCGAUAUGUGAACCCUACUGUUUGCACUAUACAUAUACCAGUUUAAGCAGUCACAGAGAGAAUGCUGCAGGUAAAUGCAUGGACCUCAUAUAACUCUAAUUAUUAUUCUUAUUAAUUAUUUGCAGGUCCCCAAAGCAAUCAUUCAGAGUUAUUCACUAAAAUUCCAGACAAUUUUCACUUUAUUGAAUAACCCUGUUAGUUUUAGUUUUAGCGCCCCAAAGAUAUGGAAUUUGUUGCCCGGGAGAUGUGAUAUGUCUCUAAGAUGCUGUGGAAGAUUCAGAGAGUGGUGAAACUUUGCAAAUCUGGUGUCCCCGGCUGAUCUAGCCAUGACCUCCUACAGCACUAAUAAGAUGUUUAUUCAUAUUAUAAAGUGUCACUAUGGGACAUGAGCCGGAUGUCCCAGUCUGCCUUUGUCUGUAUCAUUCACAAUAACUGACACCCAACCAAUGCUGUGGUUACUUCCUGUUUGCACCUAAUUGGUCCUUUGUGUUUGGUCAUGUUUAUGCUACGUGUAAAUAUCUUGAUUAUUGAGUUAGUGAUGUUUCCAGCAAAUGUAUAGAUACAUUUACCUGAAGCUCUUCCUCAAACAAUGUGUUGGCAAACAUGUUAUCCCACCAUUCUAUCUAAAUCAGAAUUAGUGUGCUGUGUUACCUUCCAGUAAGGUAUCUACCUCUAGGUUGGGGUGAUAUCUACCUACCUACUCAGAGAGUUUUAAUGACAGGUGUUUGCCAUUUAUUGAUGACACCAGCAAUAUUGUAUUGUAUCGUUUUGUGUCUUCUAAUUAUUUGUCUCUUAUUUAAAGGACCACUAUAGGCACCCAGACCACUUCAGCUCAAUUAAGUGGUCUGGGUGCCAGGUCCCUCUAGUUUUUACCCUGCAGCUUAAAACAUAGCAGUUUCAGAGAAACUAUUUUAAUGCUUCAAAAAUACAUUAAAAUAGUGUUGUGUCUGAGCAAUACUGUGCCAUUCAGCUUUUACAUUAUGCAGCACUAGACUGGACUUUCAUCUUCAUGUUUUCCAUCUGCGGUUGUGACAUGGACAUAUUGCAAGCCAAGCGACAAUGUACAUAUUUAAUGACUGUGAUGCAGUCCUAGAUAUAUUUAUGUAAAACCAGACAGUUAUCUCGUCAGUGCGUGUUUAAAGAUCACCGGAGAUCAUGUUUGCAUUGAACUCCCGCUUUGAAUGCACGUCCAGAUACUAAAUUCUACUUUAAACUUUAUUUUAUUUUUUGUCACAGUUUUGUCAGCACAUUGGGACCUGUGUGUAAAAGGUGUGUUCGCCUUUAACGUUGCUUUUUCUGGUGCUUUUCCUCUUCUUGUGUAUUUAUGCCCUUAUUUGUGACAACUUAAUCCUCACUUUGAUACUUUGUAUCAAUCUUUUUUUCGUUCCAUUUUUUUUUAUUCACAGAUUUGAUAUUUCCAAUGUAAACAAAAAGGCCCAAAUGUGAGGCUUCUCUUCACAUUGAAUUUUAGCGCCACUGUCAGUGUGGUGGGUUUUCUGAGACAAGUUGCGAAGGUGCCUUUUUUAUUUUAAUAACAUUACUCAUUUAUUAUCCUAUUUUUCAAAUGUAAUUAAUAAUAAAAUCAUCAGUAAAAAAAAAAGCGGCAAAAAGUCUGAAAGAAAUAAAAAGUGUCUGAAAGACUGAUUUUUGUGAUGCACUACAGAAAAGGACAAAAGAUAACGCACCAAUGUGUAAAGGUUGGGUAACAGUUUUAUACAGAAUAUGGUACAAAGACACAAUGCUGAUGCAUACAGAAACGUGUACCUGACUGUUUGUGCACAUAACCACCUAUGUAUUUCCCGGGGUAAUGUCACUUUAAAUGGUAAUUGCUCCAUUUUCCCCUUGAGAAAUAUAUCAGAAAAAUGCAGAAAAAAACGUGCUAACAUGUCUAUUCACCAAAGUGUAAAUUGUUGAGAAUCCAAAGCAAAUAAAAUCUUUGAGAUUUAUUUUUUUCAAUGUAAACUGCGGACAAUUCACACUUUAUUGAAUAACUUUGUUGGUAAUCAAAAAAUAUAUGUCGCAUCUGGGGUCUAUAUACAGCAUGGGGACAUUUUCCUAUAAUUAUUAUUAUUAUUAUUGGCAUUUAUAUAGCGCCAAUAAAUUCCGUAGCGCUUUACAAUAUUACAAGAGGGGGAGAUUUAAGAAUAAAUGAGACAAUUUCAAGAACUUCAACUUACAGGAAUAAUAGGUUGAAGAGGACCCUGCUUAUACAAACUUAAGAUUCCCUAAGAUGUUAAAACCACUCUAGAUAUAUACAAGGUAAAGUAUACAUUAUUUUUGUCUAUGCUGAUUAUAUUUAAGGAGUCAUUCAAAGCACCAUAAGCACUGCAGUUUAGUGGUGGUAGUAUAUACAGUAUCCCAUUAGCCAUGACAGACUCAGAGAUAUAUUCUGUCUAAUUUAUAUGUUGAUUUUGAACACCCAGAUUUCUGUCAAUUCUUUAUUGAUUUACAGAAAUACUCUUUCCUUGUGCACACAUCCAUGCUAUAAAAGUGUCAGAUAACAUAACUUAAGCAAUACCACUGUAUGAUUAUUAAAUAACCUAGCUGACAUGUGAUCUGUAAACUAUCGAUUCUUGCUAGAUAAAGCCUAUACAGCUUUAACAACCUGGGAGACUCAGGGAGAGGCAGAACAUUUCCUGGACGGAUAGGGAGGCCUCCACAAAAAUGAGAUUCUCUAUACCUUUCCUAAACACUGUCCAUCAAUGAUUACAUUUCUGUAUUCAACAUUCACCAUUGGUCGACAGACACAUUCAAAUGGGAUAGUAAGCAGACUAUUCACAGUGUAUCUGUAUAAAAACAUUGUAGAAAUUCAUGACAAGCAGACAGAUAAGUAGGGUAGACAAAGAGAGCUCCCAAUUUGUUCAAUACAUUGGCUUCAUAUUAUACAUAGAUCCCCAGAGGCCUCUUGUAUGGUCAUGCAUUCAAUAUCUUUGUGAGAACACAGCUCCCUUUUUCCACUGGUUUACCUCAAAAUAGUGUGCAUUUCCCUCAACCCUCAGAGCCUCUGACUUUGAAAAAGAGGAAAAAGAAAAGUUGAGUAUGUUUAAAUCCAAUAACAGCAUUAAAUGUGUUCCGACUCCCAUUGCCUUAAUAUUUAUGUCGAUCUCUAUAAAUAUGGUAAACAAAAGAAACAGGACCUUCAAUGAUGAAAAAAUAGACAGAGUUUUGAAUCGAGCAAUGCCAUGUUAUUUCUAAAAUAAGUGCAUUAUUUUGUUUUAUAUUUCCUUCUACUGUAAAAAAAAGAAAAAAAAGUACAAAAAAAAAAGUUUCAUGUCCUUUAAUUCUAUUAUUUCAAAUCACAAGCAAAAUGUUUAUGAAAUAAAAUGCAAUAUUUCAAUGGAAUUACAGGAUUUUACAUUGAAAAAAUAUAUUAAUGUAAAAGGUGAUUAGAAAUAAUUUCUCUGAUUCGUUGUGUUCUUUGUAUAUUUGAUUAACUAGUGAGCGUGUUGGGCCAUGGUGGGAUUUCCAAUCAUUUUUCAAAAAAUGGACAAGACAAAUAUUGAGAGAUGUUUCCUUUUAUAUGGAGAGCGGGCAGAUAAUGGCCAUUUUAGGAAACUCUGGUACGUACAUAACAUCCCUACUUUCUAUGGUAUCUCUCGUAUUGUUAUGUCUUAUAAGGUUUCUACUGCAUCAGUCUGGGUAACAAUCAAUUUCUUCUGUUGGUGACCCAAUAGUGAGUUUGUUUUCAGUAAGUUUUUUAGGUUUUGUUUUCAAAUUAUUCUUUUUUGUACCUCUGUUUUCCUCUUGGUUUUUAGUUAUACCUAACCAAAUGUAGGGCCUACUUCUUCAUAUUGGGAGUGUGAUCUUUGGCAAUAAGUGGAGCUUAAGCAAAUUCCAUUUUAGUUAGUAAGCGAAUCACCUGAAAUCAGAAGAAUGCCGCUGAAUUGCAAACUGCAGACAUCAUGGACAUGGAACAAAAUGGCUGUACCCACAUAUUGAUAUCUGGCGCAAGGAAAAAAAAACAUAAUAAGUAUAAAUGAAGGCAGAGCACAAGAGAGAAGGAUACUCAUUAACAUAACAGUGCCACUUUAAUCAAAUAUAGUGGAUUUAUACUUCAUCACCUUCAUCCUUCUUCUACUUCAUCGUAUGAUUGUACCAUACCUAAUGCCUCUCAUGCACCGACAGUGUUUCUUCACCUCCAAUCUCAGCGAACAAGGAUGAAAUAAAGGAAUAUCUUGUAUCUGUGCAACAAUAUGCUCUAAAUUACAGCAAUAUUGGAAAUGGCUGCCUUCAUCUAAACUUGCCACAGCAGCCUUCCAUAGGGUCCAGUCUUCAGGGCUUCAAACCUAUUGGCAGUGUAUAACAGCCUCCCGCCAGCCAUUAUCACACCCCUCCAAUAUGUUAUUUCACCUCUAGGCAUGGAUGGAAGUUGGUUUUUUUUUCAGCUCUGACCUCUUCCUGUUCUUUGUCUCCCUUGACUCUACAUACUUUGUUUCUCUAUUUUCAUUACUUUGUUUUUUCUUCACAUUUGAGUUGUGUGUUUGAUGCACCAUACUCAAUCUCACUGUAUUUGAUAAAAAAAAAAAAAAGAUUUAAAAAAAGGUUUAUUUGCAAAACUAACAUACUGAGGGUUCUGUAUAAAGUUUAAUCAGAAAGCUAUGUGCAGAAUACUCAGUAGGAACAUUCCAUAUGUUUCCAUGGUGAUUAAUGCACAUUUAAGAAUUAAUCUUUACGUAUUUUAUGUUUGCCAAUGUGACAUGAUAUGACCAUUUCCUGGUUUUAUGUAGGUUCUGGGAAAACGACACUCUUGGAUGCAAUGUCAGGAAGAAUAGGACAUAAAGGGACUUUACUUGGAGAGGUCUAUGUGAACGGGUCUCAGCUGAAGAAAGAACAGUUUCAAGACUGCUUCUCAUAUGUCCUACAGGUAGCAUUGAGCAAUGCGUAGAUAUAAACUUACAAGACUUCCAUGAGAGUUACCCAAUGUAUCCAAAUGAGUACCAAGCCCUGUUCUGUAGUAAUGUGUAGUGUCCACACAAGGCAAAGUGUCCCUUAGUGUGCCAAACUUCUCAGCACAUUAAUAUAGUGAUCAAGAAAUGUUCAAACUAAAAUAAAUAAAUAAAUAUCCAGUGGGUGCACACCUUAGUAUGGGAAUCCUAAUAUAGAUAACUCUCCGUGAAAACCAAAGACGUAGAGAACUAUGCAGAAUUUCUUAAAAUAUGCUCAGGACAAAAUCAGACCAACUAGGAAGAUGGAUUUAACCAAGUUCCUCAUUCUAUGAGACUGUGUAGGUCUCUGAAUUUCAGUUCCUGAGUUGAGUUUUUGUCUACGAUUCUUACAUCCUCAUGCAGGUUGAUUAACUCCCAUAAUUUCAUAUCUGGUGUUUCUCAAUACUUUCCUAUGGACGGCAGCGUCUUCUCACUAUGAAAAUCUGUCAGUGAGGCUGGAUUAACCCUAACGUAAACAUAGCAUUUUCUCUGAAACUGCUAUGUUUACAUGGACCUGGCACCCAGACCACUUUAUUGAGCCGAAGUGUUCUGGGUGCCUAUAGUGGUCCUUUAAUGGAUAAAGCUACAAAAGUGGUUGGGGAGGGCUUUUGUAAACAACUAUAGCGGGCAUAUAGAGUUAUGAUAGCUAUAGUAGCUGCAGUGGUAAUUAAGUUUUUUACUGACUAAAAGUGUAAAACAGACACACCAGACCCAUAAAGUACAUUAGCUUGUCGAAAGGCUUUAUGUGUGAAGAGUGUCCUGUUUUUUGUUAUUGUUUUCAUUUUAGAAAAAGUGCAGAUUUCAAUAGAAAUUGGUUAUACUCCCUGGAUUUUCAGGCAAGUUACUUCCUGGCUAGGUUAGCUUGGAUGCACUGGACUCAUGCCUUGCAAAGACUUCUCCUUGAACUGCAUUGGGAAGUCUGUGAUUGGACAGCCACAGAAAGUCUGGGCAGGGUUAGAAGAGGAUGGCUAGCAGAGGUUACAGCCCUGAGAGCUACAUAUUUUACAAGCAGUUUUUAGAUAUAACUCAAAUUUAAAAAUGCAUAACUAAAUGCACUCGAGUUUUCAUUUGGGGUAUAUCUACUACACGGUGAUUUUAAUUUAUUUUGUGUUUGGGCAGUGGAAUGUCACUUUAAAGCCCCAGGUGUGUGCAUAAAGUUAAAAACAAACCAUACUGGAUGCAUUUUGCACCUAUAGGCACUUUAACAUAUACCAAUAUACAAAUAUACCUGUUAAGUUAGUAUAUGUCAUUUAUGCUUUUUAGUACUUUAUGGGUUGGAGAACCAUACAUAAGGACAUUGUAUACAAACAAUGUAUUAUUUUUCUAUUUAUUUGCAUUAUAUUAAACAUAAUUUUGUCAUUCCUUGGUUAUAUGUAUUUUCGUGAGGUCUUAAUAUUUUAAAUUACUUAGGCUCUUGAUGGAUAAAUAUAUGUAACACUGUUCAUGGAGCUUUAUAGGUUCUACACAAGGCAAAUUAUUUUGAUGUCCCAUUCAUAGUGAUAGAAAUAUAUUUAUUAGCUAAAACCUUUUAUUAUUUUCCCAGCAUGAUACGUUACUUGCCUACCUCACUGUGCGGGAGACACUGACCUAUACUGCUCAGCUGGCCCUACAGAAGCACUCCAAGGAAAGCCUGAAGAAAAAGGUACUCAGAAUGUUAUAGUUCAGUUUACAUUUGUAAAUAUAACGGGUUCUAUGAGAACACACUCCAUGCAUAAAUUGGCCAACAGAACCUCAUAGAAACCAUUAAUUACAUAGAUACAUAGUUACAUAGCUGAAAAGAGACUUGCGUCCAUCAUGUGCCGCCUUCCUCACAUAUGUUUUUGCUGUUGAUCCAAAAGAAGGCAAAAACCCAGUCUGAAGCGCUUCCAAUUUUGCAACAAACUAGGAAAAAAAAUCCUUUUUGACCCCAAAAUAGCAGUCAGAUGUUUCCUUGGAUCAAGCAGCUACUACCCCACUAAUUAGAAAUUAUAUCCCUGUAUGUUAUGUUUUUGUAAGUAUUUAUCCAAUUGCAGUUUAAACCUCUGUAUGGACUCUGACAAAACCACCUAUACAGGCAGAGAAUUCCAUAUCCUUAUUGCCCUUACUGUAAAAAUACCUUUUCAUUGCCUUAGAUGAAAUCUCCUUUCUUCCAGCCUAAAUGUGUAACCUCGUGUCCUAUGUAUAGCCAUGUUUAUGAAUAGAUUUCCAGAUAAAGGUUUGUACUGGCCCUGAGUAUAUUUGUAUAAUGUUAUCAUAUCCCCUCUCAGGCGCUGUUUUUCCAAACUAAACAGAUUUAAAUUUUGUAACCUUUCUUCGUAACUAAAAUGCUCCAUUCCUUUUAUCAAUUUUGUAGCUCGUCUCUGCACUUCUUCUAGUGCCAUGAUAUCUUUCUUUAGAACAGGUGCCCAAAAUUACACAGCAUAUUCAAGGAGUGGUCUUAGCGAUUUAUAAAGAGGCAAAAUUAUAUUUUCAUCCCGAGAAUUUAUGCACCUAUUUAUACAUGACAAAACCUUACUGGCCUUAGCAACUGCAGAUUGACAUUGCAUAUUGCUGUUUCAUUUGUUUUCUAUAACAAUUCCCAAAUCCUUCUCGUAUGUGGUUAUCCCUAAUUCACUACCAUUUAGGGUGUAAAUUGCUUGUGCAUUCUUAACCCCGAAGUGCAUAACUUUGCAUUUCUCUAUGUUAAAUUUCAUCUGCCCUUUUAGUGCCCAGUCCCCCAAUCUAUCCAAAUUCCUCUGCAGCAAAGCAAUAUCCUGCUCACAUUUUAUUACUUUACAAAGUUUUGUGUCAUCUGCAAACACUGAUACAUGGCUUUCCAUGCCUAUUUCAAGAUCAUUUAUAAAUAUGUUAAAUAAAAGCUGUCCCAAAACAGAACCCUGAGGGACACCACUUACCACUUUUGUCCAGCCUGAAAAUGUACCAUUAAUGACAACUCGUUGUACUCUAUCCUUAAGCCAAUGUUCUACCCAACAACAAGAAUAUUCAUCAAGACCAAUUUCUUUAGUUUGAAGACUAACCUAUUGUGAGGAACCGUAUCAAAUGCCUUGACAAAAUCAAAGUAGAUCACAUCCACUGCAACACCCUGAUCUAUACUUCUACUUACUUCUUCGUAGAAUGCAAUUAGGUUAGUUUGACAUGACCUAUGUUUCAUAAAACCAUGCUGAUUAUUGCUAAUAACAAAGUUCUUCCCAAUGAAUUCCUGAAUAUUAUCCCUUAAUAGACCUUCAAAUAUUUUCCCCGUCACAGAAGUUAAGCUCAAAGGUCUAUAAUUUCCAGGCAAGGAUUUUGCCUUCAUCCAAUCCUCCGGUACAAUACCUGAAACAAAAGAAUCUUGAAAAAAUUAUAUACAGAGGUUCACUUAUUUUCCCACCUAGCUCCUUCAGUACUCGUGGGUGAAUGCCAUCAAGCCCCGGAGCUUUAUUUACAUUAAUUUUCUUUAAUAGCUGUAGCACCUUGUCUCAAGUUAUCCAAUCACAAGUUUUUUGCAGCAAUCAUUUGCAUAUCUCUUGACAUAGGAUCUUCAUUAAUAUAUACUGAAGAAAAAUUGUUAUUUAAAAUUUCUGCUUUUUCCUGGUCUUCAUUAGCUAACAAACCCAUCUCUGUUUCCAGUGUACAUACAUUUUCAUUUUUAGUUUUUUGAGAAUCGAUGUACUUGAAAACAUUUGGGGGGUUGGGUUUGCUUUCUUCAGCUAUUAAUUUCUCAUUUUCUAGUUUAGCAACUUUAAUUGCCUUUUUGCAAUACUUACCUUUUAUUCAGAUCUGUAUUAAAAUGUAUGCACAGGAACACCACAUCUGUAGAUUAAAACCUCUGGGUAGCUCCUCAAACACACAUCAUACUCAAGCGGAAGCUGACUAAUUAAGCAGACAUCUCAUACAUAUUAUAAUUUAGCUCAUAUUGUGAUAAAUACAAGAUUGAGAGUAAAGGGGCAAUCUAAGCACAAUGACCACUAAUGUUUCUUGUAGGCACCGGGUUUUCAUGUAACUAUCCCCCCACAAAAUGAAAAAAAAAAAGUUUUCUGAUGCUUGCCUUAGGAUGUGUAGAACAAAUGUGAAAAACAUCCAGUGACCAUGUAUCAAAAUGAAAGAGUAUAUGAAAAUGUCUCUAAACAGGAAAAAAUUGCACAUUUUUACCCCUGUUGGCAUCUUCCUACGGGAAAACCUUGCCCUGACAGUGAUAAAGGCUGUUUUUUUUAAAAGUGAUUUUGUCCAGUGGAAUGUUGCAUACUCAUACAAAUAUUUUUGAAAUUUAAAGAAAAAAAUGAAACUUCCUCAUAUGUAAGCCCCAAAGGAGUCCCUGCACCUUGCACUUCAACAAGUGGCGGUGGUUAUGGUGAUUUUAAUCAAUAUGUUUUAACUCAAACACAUAUAAGAAUAGAUUUUACAUUACAUUUCUGUCCGUUUUUUGUGUAUGUAGCCGCAUACCCCUGGAUUACAAGUGGAAAUGCAAUCUUUCAUGGAAUUGUUAAAGGACCACUAUAGUGCCAGGAAAACAUACUCGUUUUCCUGGCACUAUAGUGCCCUGAGGGUGCCCCCACCCUCAGGGUCCCCCUCCCGCUGGGCUCUAGGGCGUGGAAGGGAUUAAACUUACCUCUUUCUCCAGCGCCGGGCGGGGAGCUCUCCUCCUCCUCUCCUCCCGUCACCGGCUGAAUGCGCAUGCGCAGCAAUUAUCAAUGCUUUCCUAUGGACACUGGCGUCUUCUCACUGUGAAAAUCACAGUGAGAAGCGCGAAAGCCCUCUAGCGGCUGUCAAUGAGACAGCCACUAGAGGCUGGAUUAACCCAUAGGUAAACAUAGCAGUUUCUCUGAAACUGCUAUGUUUAGAGAAAAAAGGGUUAAUCCUAGCUGGACCUGGCACCCAGACCACUUCAUUAAGCUGAAGUGGUCUGGGUGCCUAUAGUGGUCCUUUAAUCUCAGAGUUUUGACAUGAAGUUACUGUUUUAGCAUAAAGUAUUAAUAACAUACUCCAAGGCCAUAACAUUUCCAUAGAGUCCUUAAACUACACUGCAAUUUAUUGACGGCUUGAUCAAUAUAUGCUACAAUGUAGUAAUAAACAUAGAGCUAAAUAUAUUAACAUUCAUUAAUUACAUUUAUAGUCAGUAAACAUUUAAACAGAAUCUAUUAACUUUUUUUUUUUUACUUAUCUUUAUAAUGUACAGACAUUGGUUACUGUAAUAACAAAGACCAAAGGUCACUCUGAACAGCAGCAUACGGCAUAUUAGCACAGAGAUCAUUUAUAUAGAUAAAUGAAAAUAGAUAUGUUUUAUAAUAUGGCGUGUCCUCUUUGUGUUUCAGGUAGACUCAGUCAUGGCGGAAUUAAGUCUAACUUCUGUUGCCAACACUGUAAUCGGCGGACGUAUUUUUAACGGAAUCUCAAGUGGCGAAAGGCGCCGUGUAUCAAUUGCAGCUCAGCUUAUCCAAGAUCCCAGUAAGUUAUCCUUCUUAGAAUACAAAAUACUGUAUAGUAAUUGUGGAAAAAAUAGUAUCUAUUUAACCCCUUAAAUAACCCAUUUAAUGUUAAAAAAGUAAUAUGUUUAUUUUAAAGUCAGACGGGUUUCUUUUUUUUUGUUUUGCUAAUAGACACCCCUUUCUGCUCUGCAAACUGAUUUGCCCACAGUGAGAUCAUAGGUUGAGUUCCAUUAAUUCACAAAUGGUUGUUUCCUUUCUUCCUUGUCUAGAAGGCUGAACGGCUGGUAAUACCUUCUUACAAUGGCCUUUGCUAUUUAAAGGGACACUAUAGGCACUAAAACAACUUUAGCUUAAUGAAGCAGUUGUGGUGUAUAGAUCAUUUCCAUGCAGUCUCACUGCUCAGUUCUCUUCCAUCUAGGACAGGGGUGUCAAACAUGCGGCCCCCCAGAUGUUGCUGAACUACAACUCCCAUGAUUCUUUCAAUGAAACAGAUAGCCAGGGAAUCAUGGGAGUUGUAGUUCAGCAACAUCUGGGGGGCCGCAUGUUUGACACCCCUGAUCUAGGAGUUAAACCACUUUUUCUUAUGUAGCCCUAAUCCCACCUCCCUGCAUGUGACUUGUACAGCCUUCCUAGAAACUUCAUGGAAAGUGAGAUGUAAUGUUUAAACUUCCUUUAUUGCACAAUCUGUUUAAUUUAGAAUCUCUUAUCCCCUGCUCUAUUAAUAGCAUUCAAGACCCUGCAGGAGACUCUCGUGUGUGAUUAUAGUUCAAUUUAAAGAGCAGGAGAUAAACACUUCUAAAGCAAAUUAGCAUCUGAUUGAAAAUUAAACCUUUUUUUCAUGCAGGCUGUGUCAAUCACAGCCAUGGGAGGUAUGGCUUGGGCUAUAUAAACAGAAACAAAAGUGGUUUAAAGCCUAAAUGGCAGAGAAUUGAGCAGUGACAAUGCAGGGACAUGUACCCUAAAACUGCUUCAUUAAGCUAAGCUGCUAAGUUGUUUUGAUGCCUAUAGUUUUCCUUAAACAUUUUCUCCCAGGUAUCUAAGUUUUCUAAAUGUGUGUCUCUCUUACUUUUAUUGAAAAGUAGUUUCUAUAAUCAAACUCAGCCCCAAUUCAGCUACUCAAAGAUUCCUCGGAGCUAAAUGUCCAUUGACUUCAAUGCUGCUUGAGUAUGUAGGUGAGGUCGGCACUGAGUUUACAUGACAAAUACAGUAUACAGAUACAGUAUACAUAUUAAUUAUUCUUAGAUUUUAAGAGGUAAGAAUUAAAGGAGCACUCCACUACCAUAACCACAAGAGUGGGCUGUAGUAGUUGUGCUGUCAGGUGUAUGCAGAUUCCCUCGCAAGGUAAGUAGUCAAAAUGUUUGCAAUAUGGUUUGACCACUUACCUGGGAUUCAUCCAGCGCUAGUCACACCCGCUGCACCCUGUAGUGGUUUUGGUGCCUGAAGUGUUCCUUUAAUAUAAAUGCUGUGCUAGCAAAUAACCCCAGGGUGUGAUAAUGCUUUGUACAGUGUUACUCAGUCUUGUAUAUUGAAUGAUGCAUGUUUAUUAGAGAAGCUGUAUAAUUCUGCCGGGUUAGAGGAUUUCAUAACCAAUCUUGCCAUCAUUUGUCUAGUAUCAUAUUAAAUUGUGAUAUUCUGCAUCUUUAAUUACACAAUAAAUUAAAACAAUAAAAUUAUGGAGUAAAGAUCAUUAGUGAAUACAUAUAUCCAAUUGGUAUAAUAACACAAAGUUUUUUUUUCCUAAAACAGUUUUUUUCUAAAUUUUCCACUUAGCAAGAACCAAUAAAGAUAAUAAUGGAAUGUUCUAUCAAUAUUCGUAGGUUUUCUACAUAACACAAAUAUGGAAUGAUACGUUCUUUCUUAUCAGGCUCAUGCCUUUAAUUUAGCAUUUUCUAAGUAUGUUCUUAAACCAUUUUUGCAGAGAUUAUACUGCUUGAUGAACCAACCACCGGUCUAGAUUCAAUGACGGCAAGUCACAUUGUUCUAUUGCUCUCCGAAUUGGCUCGCAAAGGAAGAAUAGUGAUCAUAUCAAUUCACCAGCCACGCUCCGAGUUAUUCAGAGUAAGUCACAUUCUAGAGAAUACUUGUCAUUCAUGCCAUCUCGCUCAGGUACCAAUAUGUUAUCUCUUAUUUUUCUUCCGCAUAUGGCUCUUAGUCCAAAAGUCCAAUGAGAUUGCUCUGGAACGUCAUUCGAACCCAAGGGACCCUUGGUUUGUGUUACAACUCAUAAAAAUGGUUUAACACAGUGCCAUGAAUGACACCUGUAGUCUGCAAGACAACAUCUGGCUAUAGUGGUUAUGGUGCUAAGUGUUUCUUUGCAAUAACAGGUCACUUACACAAUAGCAACAAAACCGUCAGUGGGAUCAAAAGCAAAAAAGUGAUAGGAAGGAGGAAAUUUGUUUAGGACAGAAAUGAUGAUAUGAAAAUGUAUGUGCUUGUCCAAAAAGUGAAUGGUUAUAACUGUACAUGAUGUGAAUAUGUUCCCUGACAAAUCAAAAAGCAAAUUAUACUUUGUUUCAAAAUAAUACCAAGUAUGUUGUAUUGCAUGAUGGGUGGUGGUGAAGGGACAGCAGCUCCGAGUAAAUGAUAGAACUUUUUGAGUUGAAAGCGAGUUGUGAUUAGAACUCAAAUAAGCUACUGAUGACUUAGGCCUAGGAUGGAGUUCAGGUUACUAAAUUCAUCAUGUUUUUCUGGACUCGUAUGGCCUAUUUAUUCUAAUUGGCAAAACAUGCAAAGUUAUGGACAAAUAAAAAAAUGAAGGGGCCCCUUAACCUCUUGCCAAAUCAUAGGUCCUCCUCCAUUUCCUAUCUAUUCCUUGGUAGUCCAUGGUUUGCAGACCUGCUAAGAUCGUAGUAUUUUGCAAAAGUGAUACAAAAACAAAACACUCACAUUCAGGCUGCUGAAUGUCCAUUUGCCCUUUCCUAAUGGUGGCCUUACAUUAUAUACUGCACAGUGAAAUCAACUACCUAAACAAGGAAGUUCUGAUGAUAUUCCUGCAAGAAUUGAUUUAUUUCCUGAAACAUAUGAAUGUUACAUACGCCAGGGUAGAAAUGAUGUGCCCAUCACCAUGUAGACACAAAAUAUGUCCAGGAAACACAGUAGAUAUAGCAAGCUCCACUGCAGCUGCUGUACAGUGCUAAACUAGAUAUCUGUUUAUUUUGCUAAAUAUAUUUUCAUUAUAUUUAAAAUAAAAUAUCUUAUAUCUACUGUGAUAAUUAGGUUUUCAAUAAAAUCGCAAUAAUGAGUUGUGGAGAGCUUAUAUUCUGCGGACAGCCAGAUGAGAUGAUUUCAUUUUUCAAUGAUUGCGGUUAUGAAUGCCCUGAACACUCAAACCCAUUCGAUUUCUACGGUAAGAACUUCCCUGAACUUCCUAUUCUAAGGCUAAGAUGAAGAUCUUGUUUCAAAGUAAUUCAGUGCAUGGCUACCUGGAAGCUUAGCCCUGAUAGUAUUUAUGUUAUCAGCAUUGACAUUGUACUUUGCAUGUGUUAAUUAGGUCACAAGAAUAUCACGUUGAAGAAUUACAAUGAUAAGUGACAUAUCAGGAGUGCAAUUCAUUAAUGAAAAAAAUAGAUAUGUUUUACAAGGUUAACCCUUUAGAUGCAAGAUGAGCCAUGGCGGACUAGUUUAAAAGACCUUAUCAGUCAAACAUGUAGUUCCAGUUAGCUACAGAGAUAUUUAAUAUUCCACCCCAUGACAUUCACCCUGUGACAGCGGCCAUUUCUCUGUUCCUCCAUUAUAGUUAUAUCUGUAUCAUUUCUUUGUUCAGUUGGAAAAAACAGUCUCUAAUUCACGUGAGCAGUGGAUUUUUUGGGGCAAGUCGGCUGUCAGUGUUUAAUGUAUAGAAAUGAGGGCUCUGCACUAAUCAAUGCAAUGCUGCUUAUCGAUUGUCCUUAGCUUAGUUGACUUUACUACCUCUUUCUGAUUCGUUAAGAUCGAGACAUGUAGACAUUUAUUGGUCGCAGUUGUUUUGCAGUGGAUCUCACAUCUGUGGACACACGAACUAAGGAACGUGAGCUGGAGACUUAUAGCCGAUCCCAGUCCAUUAUGGAUGCCUACAAAAACUCAGACAAUUUUCAAAAUACACUGGACUUUAUAAGAACAUCGAGAACCAGUAAAGAGCGGCAAGUCAUCCCGUUUAAACGGAAAGAGUCACCUAACGAAUUCUCCAAGCUCUGGGUGCUCUUAAGGUGGGAAAAUGUUAGAAUAAAAAAAUGUGUUACAGUAAAUAUAUAUGCAGUUUAGCUUCCAUUUUAUUUGUAGACUACGAUGGCAACAGAGUGCACACACAUCUAUGGCCCUCCCACAACAAGGUCACACACUAGAAAUUGUGGAAUUAAAACAUGGGUCCUGCAUGCAUAGUCUGCAGCACAGAGGAAUAAGCAUAUUUCACAUAUCAACUGUAAUUUAGACAUUUGCUUGUGAUUUAUCUUACAAAACCAAUUACAAAAUAUAUGCAAAAACAACUCAAUCGAUACAGGGAACCUCAAAAGUUUAUUUUUUCUGACGACCGCGUGCUGAAACACCGAAACGCGUGUCGAGCUUACUUUAUCCAUUUAUUUAAUUCACUUUUGGUUGCACUUAUGGAUUGGUUUAAUUGAUCUUUUUAGCUACUAGGACAGGUAGGGAAUAAGGUUCGGGUAGGCACUAGUGGCUUUCCACAGUGCCGAGGUAAUCAGAGACAGUUGACUAUUUACAGCAUAUAUCUUUUGGGUGUUUAUUUAUCCCUAUAGAGGCAUUUUCAACCUCUUCCAGCCUACUUUGGUGUUACCUUACCUCCAUCUACCUGGGUGUUCCACCUAUGAGGCUUAGAGUGUAUGUAGCCUAGACCUGCAGUUAGAGUACUUGUCAGGCAGUUCUUUUUCAAGCUGGCAAUUGAUCUCUGCGUCUGCCUUUGGAUGGUCUAUCACUACACAUUCCUCUUUCCACCCCCUUUCUUUUUCCCUUAUUAUUAUUUUUCCUGUCCAAUUUUAAUUUUGCUUUCCCUUAGGAUUAUUAAAGGUAGGGACCCCUUCCCUCCAUUACUCUCCUGAUCAGGACUUUUCUAGUCACAUUUCUUGCACUGUUAUUUUCGUGGGUUAUUCCCCAUUUAGGGAGAGUCAUUUUAGGGCUCUCUGGGCACUGGUUCACUGGUCAACGUUGUGACCUCUGAAUCAGAGCCUUUAUUGUUCUACAAAAACAACUCAAACCUAAUCUGUGCUAAAACAAAACACAGAACCCCUUGUAUUUACUGGCAUCACUAGCUAAUCCAUUGUCUGUGGCUACAUUGCAGUCUCUCCAUAUGUUUAAAAUCAAUUAAAUUCGAACUUCAUAGAAUUAUGGAUGAUAUUGCAUUAUUUUUAUAAAAACACUCCAAGCACCAAGGUUUUAGCAGACUGUCUAUUACUUUUAUGACAGGAGUCUAUUCUUUUGGUAUUCAUGGACUACUGCAACAGGGAGCCAUGACUGGCAACUAGGAAUACCACUUAUUAUAAAUGCCCAGACACAUGCAGGUUAUUUAAAUACCUCCAUUCUUCCAUUUGAAGAAAAAGCGCUGUACUUUAAUAAUUUCAGACAGGGCAGGCAUGUGAUAAUGUACUGUGAAAGAGUAAAACCCAUGCAAAGUACAAGUGUAAAUUAAUGUAAAUAGAGAUGUAUAUAAAUGUCUGUGUGAGUGCAAGAACAUAGCAUUUUAAUGCACUGGUUCUAAACUUGUGAUGCACCACAUUGUACUUAGGGGUGUGAUGGUAUGGGGUAAUAUACCAAUGUUUGUACGAGUUGACGAAAUCCUGAUAGGGCUUGACUUUGAUAAGCGAAGCAUAGUGGUCUCUAUAUUACCUUUUACUCCCACAUUGCAGUCAUGAGAACAGUGUUGAACCAAAUUGGUGAUGGGUGUAAUAAAACAUCAUAUCCCGUGAGUCUGACUCAUCCAGGUGUGACUUCAAGCAAACACUGAUAACAGCCAAGGCACGCAGAGACAGCUUAUACUCAUAAUCCACACUAGGGGUUGUUUAACCCAAAAGGGUGACAAUCAGAAUGGUGAUUGGAAAUAGAAUUGCAUUUAAUGAAGAGAGAAAUAAUGUGGAAAGCAGUAAUAGUAACGUUGAAAAUCUAUGGAAGAGGGACAGAAAUAUGAAUAGGGAAAAUAAAUGAGAAAUUGAUUGAAAGGCCUAGUCAUAUAGCUGUAGGCUCUCUAAAGCUGCUUGUGGCAAUUAAGUAGGACAGGCUGUGGACAGGACCAGAGGAUGUUGAUGGAUGAUAAUGAUGGCAUGGAUUUCUAUUAUUCCUUGAAGAGUAAAAAUAGAAAUGAAUGAAUUUGUUUAAUCUAUUUUGUUGCAAUGAAAUAUAUGUUUUUGUUUUUUCAUUUUUGUUAAAAUAAAAUAUUUUUAUUUUCAGGAGAACGUUCAGAAAUUUAUCCCGAAACAAGAUUGGUAUAAUCAUGCGCCUUUCCCAAAACCUUAUAUUCUCCCUAUUUAUUGCAUUUUUCCUUAUCCACCUGAAUAAUGAUGUACUUAAAGGUGCAGUACAAGAUCGACUCGGUUUCAUAUACCAGUGUCUUGGAGCUCCUGCCUACACAGGAUUGCUUAACGCAGUUGCAUUGUGUAAGUCCUUUUUAACUUUAUUUCUUCAAUUCGCUAGUAAUUUCUCUUUAAAACACAUUUGUCACUGGCUCCCAAUAAGUUACUAGUUCAUUCUUGUCCUACUAAGAAGGUUGGAGCCUUACUAUUUUUAAUUUUUUAAACUUUUUUUAUUAUUCUUACUGAACAAUUUAAUUGCCGCACCUAUAUUUUUAUAUGCAAGUAACAAAACUGAAAUUUGUUCAGGUGCUCUAAAAGCUAUAUUUAUACUGACCAGAUACGGACUGAGUGCUUACUUACUCCAUGCCGAAAGAGCUCUCCAUGGAAGGUCCGUCCCACUCCACCGAGGACAAAAUGAUCCACGAUGGUAAAAGUGUGGAAGCAUUAAACAGCAACUGUCAUGAAUUCCUUUGGUUAUAAGCUCACGGGUUAUCUAACUAAGCACUUUCUAUAAAUCAGAUUCAGGUCUCAGAUCACAGCUCACAGGCAGGGACCUCUCUACCGUUUGUAUUGGUCUGAGAAUAUUGUACAUUCUCCCCUAAUUGUAAUAUGUUGGCAAUUUAAAAAUUCCAGUAAUAAAUAAGGUUGCUGUAUUGUGCUUCCACAUUUUUUCCUUAUAUUUUUAGAUCCCCCAGGUCCAGAAUUUACUUUUCAUGUCUGUAUUAAAAAACUCUAAAUAAAAAUUCUUACUGGACACCAAUGGUCAUAAUACUGACCUGCAAUGAUGAUCCCUCGUUAAAGGAGACACCUCAGGACAGGGAUUGACAAAGACAGUUGACCUGCAACAUUUAUUGAUGCUUUCCAAGCCUCAAAGGAACACUAGAGUCAUACAGACCACUUCAUUUCAUUGAUGUGGCCUGGGUGCAGUGUCCCCCUCCCCUUAAACCAGCAAUGUAUAACAUUGAUGUAAUAUUGCAUUGUAAGGUUAACUCUUCCUCUAGCGACUGUCAUACUGACAGCUACUUAAAGGGCUUCCAAGCACAGACGGAGUAAAACAUGGUCACGUGAUUCGAAAGCAUUUUUUUCAAUGCUGUUCCAUAACAACGUUUUAAUAAGAUUGCUGCACUUGAUGUGCAUGUUCAUUAGGUUCCCAAUGCACCUCUAUGAGGAGCAUAGGAUUUGACCCAUCAGAGUUGGCCUUGCCUCCUUCAUGACGGUGGCUGGGGAGGAUUGGUAAGCAGCAGUGAGUUAGCCUCGUUGCUGGAAACAAGGUAAAUAAAGAAGGGUUUAACCCUUUCACUGCCUAAUAGGGGAGAAAGGGGGUGCAGAUUUGUAUUCCUAAUGCUAUAGUGUUCCUUAAAGCCUGGCAAAGCCUCAGUGGAGGUAUAAUUAGUCAACUCACAUGAUCUAUAUUUGACUGUCCCUGUUCUAGGGCAGGUAGCUUGCCAGGAAUAAAACUUCCCAUGAGGCAAGAGUCAGAACUAAAGCUCUCGUGAAGUUUUGUCAGCAGAUAACAGUAAUGACUUCUUGAGAGCUGAGGUUCCCCUAAAGCAAGAGAGUUAUCUAACUAGUAUAGGAGAUAUACUGGCGUACAAUAUACUCCUGCUUCUAACUGGUGCAUGCUUAAUAGUUAAUAUUAUAUUCUUAAAUAUUCUGUUUUUCCAAAAAACAUCAAGGCCUUUCUUUAAUUAUUUACAGAAAGGGGAGGAAUCACCAAUGGAAUGCCUCUGCCGUUCCACUGGUUUCCAUUGUGAUUACCCCACUUUUAGUACUUUGGACCACGUUUUAGAACAUAACAUUUCUGUUGAUAAAUCUACCCCAAAAUCUAAUUUCUUUAAGUCUCUUCUUUAAGGUUAAGAUCUUGACCUGUUAAUGAACUGCUGUCACUUCUGUGAUAAUCUUCCAGUCAUACCAUUUUUUAAAAACUCGCUGAUGGUACUAAGAUGAACAGCAUGACAUGCUUAGAAAUUUCAAGGAAAAGUUUCAAGUCACAUUACAGUAAUAUAAUCUUAGUGACGUCACUCUUCCUUGUCUUCUGUCCUCCAGUCCCAGCUCUUCGUGCCAUUGGUGACCAAGAAGGCAAAGACGGCUUGUAUGAAAAAUGGCAAAUGCUCCUAGCCUACGUCAUGCAUAUCCUACCAUUCAGCAUCCUUAGUGUAGCAAUAUUUAGUGUUUUCAUUUACUGGUAAGUUAAAUCGUUAACUGUGAUUUAGCAAUUUACUAAAAGGGAUACGAUAGGCAUCAAAACAACUUUAGCUUAAUGAAGCAUAUUUGGUGUAUAGAUUAUGCCCGUGGAGUUUCACUGCUGAGUUCUCUGCUAUGUAAGAGUUAAAUCACAUUUGUUUCUGAUUAUGCAGCCACAGACACCUCCUUUUGUUGUGACUGAUACAGCCUGCAUGAGAACAAAAUGGUUUCAUUUUCAAACAGAUCUAUCACCUGCUUUGUAAAUUGAACUAUAAUCACACACUCUAAAAUUAAACAGACUGUGCAAUAAAGGAAGUGUAACAUUAGAUCUAUCUUUACAGGAUGUGCUUAGGAAGGCUGUGUAAGUCACAUGCAGGGAGGUGUGGCCAGGGCUGCAUAAAUACUGUGAUUUAACUCCUAAAUGGCAGAGGAUUGAGCAGUGACACUGCAGGGGCAUGAUCUAUACACCAAAACUGCUUAAUUGAGCUAAAGUUGUUUUGGUGACUAUAGUGCCCCUUUAAUAUAUAUUUUGCUUUUUUCACUUCUUUCUUCAUUCCAGGAUCAUAGGAUUGCAUGAUGAAGCAGCACGGUUUGGAUGUUUCUUUUUUGUGAAUCUGGUUCCCCACCUGAUGGGAGAACUGCUUACUCUCGCAUUUCUAGGUGUAAUAAAUAAUCCAAACAUAGUGAACGCAGCAGUGACCUUGGUCAACAUUGCAGGGAUCCUUGUGGGAUCUGGAAUUUUAAGGUAAUUUAAUUUGUUUGCCCUAAAUGAAACCCAUUUUGUUAAAAGGAAGGAAAAUCCCUGAGUAAAAUUCAUAUUCUAUUUUUAAAAGGGAACCAUCUUUACAAUUAUAUUACGAUACUCCCUACAUUUAACAAAUAUGUGUUUGUGAAGACUGAAAAUAAAAAUUAAAAAGUAGAAAUCCCGCUAUACCGAGCACCGACGGCCCAGGUGAUAGUUAACGGGGCGCUGACUGAGACCUUUACCAUACACAACGGCACGCGACAGGGGUGCCCCCUCUCCCCGCUUCUGUUUGCUCUCGCCCUGGAACCAUUCCUCACACACAUUCGCCACAACCCAGACAUAACGGGCCGGACGUCAGGCCAAGUACACCACAAGGUAGCGGCGUACGCGGAUGACCUACUUUUUGUGGUGACCAACCCCGAGAUCACCCUUCCUAACAUCCAGAAAGACCUGCGGACAUUUGGCAAUAUAUCUAACCUUAAAAUUAAUUACGGCAAAUCCUACAUCCUUAAUGUUAGCGUCCCCGCCACACGCGCAGACCCUCUACGACAUAGUUUCCCCUUCCAAUGGGCUGAACAUAAAAUUAGGUACUUAGGUAUAUGGCUGACCAGGCAGACCAGAGACCUGUAUAGGGACAACUUCGCCACUAUACUGCACACGUUCCAACGAGACUUGAGGGAAUGGUCCUACCCGCACAUAUCGUGGCUCGGGAGAGUGCAGGUCAUAAAAAUGAACUUUCUUCCGCGCCUCUUAUACCUCUUCCAGGCCAUCCCCAUUGUGAUACCGGGCCCCUUCUUUAACACACUCAGAAAAGAAAUGAUAAAUGGGAAAUGGGAAAAUGGGAGACAGCCCUGGGUAACACGCUAACAGAAGCAGAAUGGGAAACCUUCUGCUACCUUACACACCACUGUUCCACUCACAGCAAAACACAGGAAACGGCCUACAAGCUUCUAACACAUUGGUAUCGGACACCACAUCUCCUUCACCACAUAAACCCAGACCACGCCAGACUCUGCUGGAGAUGUGAACGAGAGGUAGGCACCACGAAACACAUCUGGUGGGAUUGCGCGUUGAUCCAACCAUACUGGAAGAGGAUACACAAAAUGCUAGAGAAGUUCGCGGAUGCGCCCCCCCCCCGGAACCGGCAGCGAUGCUCCUACACCACACAACAGUUCCCCGCUCCAAAUACAAAAAAUCCAUGACUAUUAGAAUACUUAACGUGGCCAAACAAGUGCUCCCCCAAUUCUGGAAACAAACAGUUACACCCCCACUUUCGACCUGGUUUAGCCAAAUGGAAGAACUAAGGUCGAUAGAGGAACUGACCAUGACGGCCAACACUACACCCACUACCUACAUGAGCAUCUGGACGCACUGGAUUCUAGAGACGGCAAAAGAAGAGUUCCAAUUAGAACUCAGACCUAACACUAACGGACACCACGACACAGACAGAUAGCAUUUAGAACACACACCCCAGACGACGCUAGACGGCCGACAGACGAACUGAACGGAACUACACCCCCUUUUUCUUUUCUUCCCACCCCAACGCAUUCCCCCCCCCUUCAAAAUACCCGAGCAUCAUCAUUGACUGAAUCAUCCCCACCGCACCCAUAGCAAUAAGGGAAACCAUAAUCAGGAACGACUAACAAACACGAGCUGGUACACACUUCCAGACCAGUCCGGGACGUCACCCCAAAGCCAAAACACGCGAACACCUGUGAUAAUCCUGGACAGGCCCGGCAAUGACACGGCUAAUGCAGUAUCCACACACCCAAUAUAAGAGUACCCCCUACCUGCAAUAUCACCAUACCCCUGGUUAAACACGGGAAAUACUGCUAGUAAUAACGGGGGAAAACACAAGCCCACCACGGACAAUGCCACAUGGCUAAGGACACAGGGCCCUGUGAGACGCCCGUUGACAGAGACCAUAGGGGAAGCCUACAAACACUGACACCUAAUCAAGGACUGAUUAAUCCGGUUCAAGGACGGUUACAUGGCAUAAUGUUCACCCAGUUUAUGAAAACGUUACUUAACUUAUAUUCCCAAACAAAUGUAAAUACCAGAAAAUGGGGACUUGCGAGUCCUUCUACGAUGGGGCCUGCAACCCUAACUUGUUACCUUUUAUAAUAACAUACAAUGGAGACCUGCGCGUCUCAUCGAACAUUAAUAUAUGCAAAAUGAAUAAAAAUCAUAUUCACAAAAAAAAAAGUAGAAAUCCACACCACUGUCCUGAAACUGAGUGCCUCCAUCUUGGCUCCCACUGAUUGUGUCAUUUUGUGUCUUUAAAAACACAGCUUUUCACAGUUUUUCCACCCACAGUCAACAUCCAAAGCAAUGUGUGUCCUGGCUUUGCAUGUACUGAACUGGAUUGUGAUGUCAAUUGUUAAAUACACAUUUAAAAGACACUUGAAAUAAAAGUAAAAAAAAUUAUAGCUUGGGGUGGAGCUCUAAUUAUAAUUACAAGUUGGGGUGGACCUAGUGCCCCCUAGACCUCAUCCAUAGGCAGUGGAUGGGGACUCUAAUUAUUAUAAAAGGGGUGCUAGUUCCCCCAGUAUCUACCCACUGGUGGUGGGUGGAAGCUCUAAUUAUAAUACAUAAGUGUACCUAGUGUCCCCAGCCUAAACCCAUGGGCAGUGGGUGGGGGAGGAAUUGCUCCAGAGCACCUAGCAACCCCCCUUUAAAAUAAAAUUAUCCUAAUUACCCCUCUUCACAUUAAUAAUAGUGAGGAGGCCUAAAAGCGGUUACCCCGGAGAGCAGAGGGGUUCCAACCGCUGGAGGGUGUCCUUCUCCCGAUGGGUGAGGGGGUAUUCUCAGCAUCCAGUAGUCGUCCAGGUGAGAGAGCUCUUAAAAGAGCUAGUGUGAUUAGCUGUUUAGCUGGUUACCCCCAAUAAGAGAGAGGACUCUAGAUUGAGGGUGAAGAAGAACUGUUUUACUUGGCACCAAAGGGCCUUUUUUUAUGCAGGUUUUCCACACAUAGUACCACCCACAGGGUUUUUCAGAACAACCAAUAAACACAUACAAUGCAAGUACAGCAGCCAACCAGACACAAUGGGACAAUAGAAACACACCCAUCAUAUUCCUCCCCUCUGCUUAGGAGAUAAUUGAGUCAAUUACUGUAUCUACUCAAUUAUCUCCAAGCUGAAAAGUUACACUUUUUAUACAUCUUUAUAACUUUGAGAGUUUACAUCGCACAUACAAAUAUAUUAUUUUAACCAGUAUAACUUGGGGACAAACAUAUCCAAAAUUCACUUGAAUAGGUUCAGGGGUUUAAAAGUUAGGUCGAAGUCCUUUGUUAUCACUUGCAAGCAUGGCUUUUCCUGCCCAAACCAGUUCCCACUGGUCUGGCAGUGUCCCUGGGACAACGCCCUGCUGGAGAACAAUGGAGCUGGGGGAGGGGAAGAGCCACACCUUCUAAGGGAUUCAAAGGGGAAGAAAAAGUGUCCAAAAAGUUUCAAUAUGUCCAUACACUGUUUUUAAAGGGUCGGCACCGUACAAUAAAAGUCCAUAAGCCCAAAUGCUGGUUUAAACGGGUACAAUCUCCCUGGGGCCAUAGUCGCAGGGCAGGAGGCUGGAAAACAGGCCUCUCCAGGAACAAGUGGCAAAGUGUACUUCAUCACAGUUGCCAUCUAAAUGUUUUCUAAUUCAGACCCCAAAAAGGCUAAAAAUAAAAUCCAUAAUAAUGUGACACAACUAUUGAAAAAAAAAAACAAAAAAAAAAAACAAGUAACAAAAUAGAAAAGAUGAAAAAAAAUCAAAAGAACAAUUCAAUAAAAAAUAUUCAAUUUGAGCUUACAAAGUAGGAAAACCCCUUAGUAGGGCUUUCUUUCAUUGUGCAGCUUCAGUCAAAGAGCUCUGAUUGGUUGGGCUACAAGUCAACCAAUCAGAGUGCUCUGACUGAUAUUGCAUUGCAUGGAAUUUUUUUAUUGCAUUGCAUUUUUUAUUUUAUUUUAAUUUUUUGGCCUCUUUUUGCAAAUUGGCUCUUUUUAAGCUUCCAAUAGUUGCAUUGCAUUAUUAUAGAUUUUAUUUUGGGGGUGGGCUAAAGAAAAGAAGACUCAGAAGAAAGAAGAUAUUUGCUGGCAAGUAUGAGUUGUUUUUUUGUUUUUCAUUACAGCAGUUAUUUGUAUUAACUAAUAUUGACCUUGAUUUACUAUUUUACUUUCCAAAUGAUUUAAUAUUUUGGAUGAACUUUUAAAAAAAAAUUAGUAUUAUGAAAAAUAUUUUAGUUUUGUAAUCUUUUAAUAAUUGUUACAUAUUGGCAUUUAAAAAAAUAAUAAAUAAUUUGGAUAUAUUAUUCAUCAAUAUUAACUCGAGGCCAAUAUUAGUUAAUAAUAAGCAACUAAUUUUAUUAUUUACAACAUAAUAUUUACCCUGAUUAAGGAGAUUUUCUUCAAUUGGAGUGGGGGGGAGUAUGGGCUUGGGGACCUGUGCAAAGAGUGGGGGCAUGUCUGCCUGUAACAGCCAAAUGAUCUGUGAUAAUUGGUCAGCGGCGAUUUUGUACUCUUUUUCUGCCUAAAUGAUCGAUAACUGAAAUUGUCAGUCAUUUUGCCAUUCUUAAGACAGAAAUGCACAUGUCUAAUACCUUUAUAAAGUAUGACUGAAAUCAGUGAACAAAUCCUAAAACCAUGUUGUUGUUUUUUUAUUUUUAUUAUUAAAACCUUGUUUUAUUUUUGUUUUUCAGAAGUUUGCAAGACAUGCCUCAUGUAUUUCAACUGUUAAGCUAUGUUACCUAUCAGAAAUAUGCUAGUGAAUUACUAAUAGUCAACGAGUUUUCUGAUUUAACCUUUACCUGUGGUAAGUUUCCUCCAAUCAGCAUUGUGUUAUCCUCUACUGUAAACCAAUAAGGUGGAUUUACCACCAUUAUUUGUAAACACAUUAUACUGAUAAUAUAUAAAAGAUGAAACAAUUAUUUCAAAUUUUUGUUUGAUCCCCGUCUUCGGCAUUCCGCAGUAAGAAAGUGACUAAACUCAGUAAUUGUUUCCUGUUGUCUAUUCUUUCUUAUAAAUGAAAUACUAAGAAUGUACCUGUGCAUAUACUCAUUAAUUGUAUAUGCACAAAUGUUAACAGAUUAAAUGGCUAUAAUGGCCGCCAUCAAGGGAAAAAUACCCUAUGAAUUUGAAACGUGCCGAAUUGCCUUUUUUCAACAUCUAAGCAGGGCCUCACUACUAUGGCGCAAAAGCAUGCAGCCCAUCACCACCACCAUCCAAACCGCAGGACUCAUGUACAGGUGGGCAACCCCUAGAUCAUUAUGGGUAACCAAAGAUGACAAAGCCUACAAGAUCUCAGACCUGGAAGAGGGACCAACCUUGCUCGCCACAUUAGGACUCCUCAACCACACCAUGGGAAUACCCCGCACCCAACCAGGGACUAUUGCAAGCAUGCCAGUCUUGACCAACGGAGCAGAAGGAGUCCUUGUGACCUGAAGCCUAUGCCUCCUACACAAGCACACUACUGUUUCUGUUCUUCUGUUUUUCUUUGUUUUUAAUGCUUAUGUAUAGUGCCCUCACAGGUUGUUUAACAUGUAACUCAAUGAUAUUGAGGCCUUACCUACCAAAUGACAAAAUUACCUGAGCCUACUCAGGCUGGACUUCACAUGAAAGCCCUUAUGGGAUUGGGGAAAAGCCAGCAUGGGCACAUGCAGGUAAUGCGCCAGGUGCACUACCAGUAAGUGGGUUUCCAAUAGGCUCUACUUGGCGCAGGCCACUGCACUUGCUCUCCAAGAAAUCUAGCUUGACCAGAACAGACCAUGACCACACUAGCCUAACACAUGACUAUACCCAGAGUCUUCUGAACCAACUAACCUAUUUCUAGAUGCGACCUGAAGCACUGAAUGACGCCCAAGAGUACUCCCUAUACCUUUUGAAAUAGACCACUCAAUACCAAGUGAAACCUCUCCUGACGGUGUUAAUCUAAGUAUGACAUACGUAUGCUACCACAAACACUGCUAAACUGUAGAUAGCCCAUUUGAGUUAUCAAGCACAUAGAGAUGGACAGACCCAUACUCCUGUCUAGCCCAACCCAAAAAGGUGCAAUUUUUUAUAUAUGCCAUGUACACAUCUCACCUUGUUAUAUACCAAACCAUUUGUUCUCCUGAUUAUGGCAUGCUGCAUAUGUUCUGAUUCAUCUUCAUGUGCAGAAAAUGAAAAUAAAGAAUUUAAAAAAAUAUAUCUACUCAACAACUGAAACAUCAACAUUAAGAAAAAAAAUCUCUUUUCUUAAUUUUGCUUCAGUUGCCUAAUAGAUAAGUCCUUAAUUUGUAUUCUUAUGAAAAUCAAUUCAUCCUAAAACUUUUUGUUUUGUUCCAAAUCAGUUGAAAUUUGAUUUGAGAUGAAUUGCACAUGCCGCCCCAUGAUAUAUUGCAUUAGAAAAAGCAAUUAAUAAACCCUAGUCUUUGGUGUCUUUGUACACUUCUCUCUUGAUCUUUAUUUUUCUGUUGGAAGUUAGAUUUUUGGGUUGCAGGAACCAGGGAGCAAUUUGUCUUUGUUAUUUUUUUUUUUUUAAUUCUUUAUUUUCCGGUUGACAGAAUUGGCAAGUACACAGAUGUUGGACAGAAGGUAUUGUGUGGGCUUAUGCAAAAGCCAAAAAGUAAACAGUGUAGCAAUACAUUGUGAUACAGAGAGGUAUAUACCAGUAGAGUAGUUUUCUGAUAAUGCAACAUUAUUUUCUCGUAUAAGAUUCUGUUCUGUCGGUUUUCCAGACAUUUAAACAAGUCAAAACAAAACAAAACAAAUAUUAACAAGUUUGGACCUAAGAUCAUGUUUCCUUGGUGCGGCACAUGGAUUCGGAACUACAAGUUAAGGGGCGAAAGUGGAUUAAGCUCAGUUCCGGGAUAGAGUGUGGAUUGGGGGUUCCACACUUUGGGGUUUCCGAUGGGGUUGUGGGGGGUUGAGAAGGCGUCCCUGAUCUGUGGGUUGUACGGUUUUUCGGAGUUGCGUAUGUCCCUGUGGACCUGUCUUGGACACUGGCGUCGUGGCCCCUAUGGGUUAUGUGUUUGUGCGUGGCUUCUGUCGUGGUUGGUUGCCCCCUUUUUUUUUUUUUGGUGUCUUAUGUGGCAGUGGUGGGUUCCAUGAGCCACAGAUCCCAUAUUUUGUUACAAUGCGUUGUGGUGUCAUGAAUGAGAGCAAAUAAACUGUCCAUUGCCCUGGCUUCGUUCAUUUUUUUCUUUAUGUCAGUGAAUGACGGGACUGUGGGUGAGCCCCAGUGGGAGGCUAUGGCUCUCCUCGUUGCCAAUGCUAGUUUGGCUAGUAGUUUGUUAUGAGCCCGUGGUGUACCGUCCAGCGGUUUGGAUAGUAACCACAACCACGGGUCUCUUGGGAUGGUAUCAUGUAGGACUCUGGAGGCCAGGGCCAGUCUUUGUUAUUUUUUUUUUGUGCAGAAAAACAAAGAUGUUUCUGUUGUACAACCAACUGCAUAUGCAAUACGCUGAAAUGCACAAAUCCUUAAAGAAUGAGGACAAGGCAUAAGUUGAUGGCUUUAGGUGUAAUGACUGUAAUGACAAUUAAUGACAUAAUAUGAUGGCAGUACAGACUUGGUGUCUUAUCUAAUUUAUGUUCUUCUAUAAUAACCCAUUGCUGUUCAAUUACCUCUAUUUAAAUGGAAUUUCUUCUUUUUUUUUCAGGCGAAGCAAAUGGAACAUCUGGAUUAAACCCUCAGUGUGCAUUAACUAAUGGCAAUGACUUCAUUGAGAUGACAUUUCCAGGUGCAACAUCCAGAAUCACGUUUGACUUUUUAAUGCUGUACGCCUUUAUUCCUGCUGUGACAAUUCUUUGUAUCAUAAGCUUUAAAAUCCGUGAUAUUUUAAUUCGCAGAUAGAUUGCCUAUUAAAUGAGGCACAUGUUUAGAUUUGAAGAGCCAGCACUGCUGUCAGUUUUCCUGGUGUAGAUUAUUAUUAUUAUUGCAGCUUUAAUCAACAAGUUGCUCCGUCUCAAAACAAGACGGCAGCUGGAAAGCCAGUAAACGGAUUGACUUAUUCAUGCACUGUACAUAAAUAUGAAGAAUCCUCUAAUAAUGUUUUUUUUUUUUUUUAAUUUUCAUCUGGAAUAUUUGUAUUCAUAAUGAAUGCAUUUUACUAAUACUUGUAAAUCAAUCAUGUAAAUAGACACAUGUUCCCUUAACCUAGGCCUGCACCCCUACACCCCCAGAUGUUUUGAACUACAACUCCCACAAUCCCCUGGCUAUCUGUUUCAUUUAAAAAAACAUGGGUGUUGUCUAUCUUUUUCAUUAAAUGAAUCAUGGAGGUUGUAGUUCAAAAACAUCUGGGGGGCGCAGGUUGUGCAGGCCUGCCUUAACCUAAUGUUCUACAAUGAUUUUAUUAUUAUUUUAUUGAAUAUGUUAUAUAUAUAUUUACAAUUUACAAAGAGAGCACCAUACGCUAGAUGGUAUGGUCAUAACAUGAUUAAUCUGCCCAGGUGCUAAAGAAUCAUAGGUAUAACAGAUUAGAAUUAUUAAUGAACUAUAUAUUACAGGGAAGGAUGACCAAUACAAAAGUCUUAUACUUAUAAAAGCAAAACUAUGCAGGGAGAAGCAUAUAUAUCACUCCUUAAUGAUCAACACUACAAAACUUACAUCUCAAAAGAGCAGAAAGUUUUGACCUGCUUUUAAAAACGGAUUGUCUAAAUAUUUGUUGGUUACAGGAUGCAUAUUACAAGGAGCACCAUUAUGUUUCAAAGCCAAUAGUUUUAAAAAUGUCAAAUGCUGUGACUGUAAAUUUAGAGGGACACUCCAUAGACUCCAUCUACCUAUGUUCCCCAAAUAGUUUUUUUAAGUGCAAGGAGCUAACCUACCCCUCUCUCCCUUCAUUCUAAUUAUGAUAACUGCAGCAAUGGUAGCAAACCCAUGCAAAAUUGGCAUGCCCAUACUGUACAGGUUGUAACUACCUUAUAAGGGCAUUCUCAUAACAAGAAAGCAUUCUGAAUAGCUUGGAGCAUGCAUAGACAGCACUAGCUGCAUUCCUCAAACAAUAUGAUUGAAACAUUUUUUUUUUUUUCCAUGGGUGAAAUUCCUCUUUAGUGCUUUACGACUACAAGUGUUAAGUAAAAGCAGGAAUAGAAAGAAAGGGGUAGGAUAGAUAAAUGUUAGGUAGAGGGUAUAGGGUAAUCUAACAUUAUAUGAUUUUAUGGGUAUGAGUUUAUGGGAUCUGCUUAAUGUACCCACUUGGGAGGGGUAGCACUAGUGUCCCUUUAACAUCAGUAUCCCAAACUACCUGAUAUGCUAAAACAAGGGAAAAAAACACAUCUCCAAUUUCUGUUCGGUAACAACCCCACCCCGUAUAUAGGUUUGUCAUUGGAUAAAUGCAAAAAUUGUUAAUUAGUUCUGAUUGCUUUCUUGGACCCAUUCACCACUUGUGGAAGUUUAUAGUCCACCAGUUUUUAUGGCACAUUAAUAUAGAAAACCUAGAGCAUCUGAUAAGGGUGGUCAAAUAAACAUUUAUACACUAUCAUUUUGCCACCAGUUUUGCUACAAUUUGUGGUACAUAUUUCUCAUGUUUUGAUCAUACACAGUGCACUCUGACAGACAGGAUUACUCACUAACGUGAAAAUUUCCAAGUUAGAUCCAAAGUGAAUGGCAAAAUUAAGGCCUAAGUAGCCAAAUUGGAAGCAUAGCCAAUGUCUGGAGACUCUGCUGAAAUCGCAAAAAGAUAACUGCUGGGUCCGGGAGGGAGAGGUUGGGUCAGGUAAGGUGAGUUUUACUUACCUGAACUUGUCCCUUUUGGGCAUCACCAUCUUUCUUGGCCUGCUACUCUGCGUAUGUCACUGCUGUACUCUUGCGCAUGCACAAAAGUAUUACAGGAUCCUCCAUAGAAACAGACAAUUUCCUGCAGCUGUCACUGAUGAUGACUGUGGGGAUUGACAGUUAGAUUCCGCCCUAAGUCUAAUAAAGUCAGGCAGAAGAAAUACAAAGACAAUGUAAUCUGUAUAUCUCUUGACUAGGCUGGAAUCUCAGUAAAAUUCAAACACAGUUUUAAUGAGUAUUCCAUAAAGAUCCUAUAUUUAUGAAGUAAUCAAUGGUCAGGGGGGUGAUAGUGCUGCUUUAAAUGUGAAUCUCACUUUAAUUCUCUGCAAAACUCAAAGCCGUGUAUAAGUUUCUCCCCAUGGAGAAGGCAAAUACUUAAUUUUAAGUACAAAUAGCUUUACUUAUCUCUGAUGUGAUCAAACAAGGUCUUCAUGUGGAAUCCUGCAUCUAUUACACAAUGUUCAAUAACUGCAGGGAAUGAUGCAGAGAGGCCCAAUUUGAUACUUUACAGAUCUAUCAUCCAUUAACAUCAGUAAGGCAUCAACAAAGGUGUAGAUAAAACAUAGAAGAUUGAUUAUACAAUUACAUGAAAUGUUAAGAUUCUCUCUUUAUGCUCUUAUCAUGGGGCACUAAGUUUCUGUAACGACAAUCACUAUGAACUUAAAAGAAUCCCUGCGGCAGGAGCCUGGUCAUCUAUACAGUGAAUCUGGCACUAUAGUGUUAAGAAUACAAAGUUUAUAAUAAUACAUGAACUAUUAUUAAUAACUUGCUUUAGAAAUGUAUAAAGACACCCUGGAAGAAAAAUAUGGAUUUAGUCACAUAUUAAGACCAUGGCAUACUUGGCACAUCACCCCAAAGUACACCAUUACGGAUUUACGGUUUACUUACUUGAUAUAUUUUCUAGCCUAGCAGGUCAGCUUAUGGAUGUCUAAUCUCUCUCAGCAAUUACAAUUAUUUUCGGUGGUUUCUAAACUGUAAAAAUGUAUUUGCAGUUCUGACAGUUGUGACUUUUCUAACGUUUAUAUUGCUGUUAUGUUUUUAUAAAUACUGGUUAAAUUGAUUUUAAAAUAAAAAAAUUAUGGACUUUA